Molecule: messenger RNA, 381 nt
Organism: Symbiodinium necroappetens
Lineage: Eukaryota; Dinophyceae; Suessiales; Symbiodiniaceae
Source: the annotation of a GenBank genome assembly
GUGGUGGCAAUGGACCAUGCUGCACACGAGGAGCUGACGCGUCGAAGGGUCUGCUCCCUUCGCUACACGCGCCACAUGUCUCCCUCGGGCAAAGCUGCCGAGCGCUGGGAUUUUAAGCUCCGGCUGCUGAUGACCGGGCUCUACAUCGGAUUAGAGUUGCUUGUUUUGGAUGCAGACAGCGUGCUGCUGUCUGACCCCUUCCGAGCUGUGUGGGCGGACUCGGAUCUGGAGACAGGCACAGACCAUUUCUUCCCCGACCGAGACCUCUGGCAACCCGAGAUGAGGCCAGAGGAGAACUUGAACACUGGGUUCCUGUACGCGGACGGGACGCGCAAAUCGGCGACAUUGUUCUGUUUUCUGGCUCAGUUUCUAGAGCUCUUC